CACUUCACCAUUUCCAUCACACCCAACAUUCUCUCGAAAGCGCACACAGCCUAAUUUCCCAAACCAUUCAAGACUUUUUGGUGUCAUUGAAAUGGCUUCAAAGGCACUAGCUUCAACUACUCUCCUCCUCACCCUCAACCUCCUCUUCUUCACUCUAGUCAGUUCCAAUUAUGUCCCAUGCCCACCACCACCAUCAAAAACACCCAGCCACCACCACUACCCAUCUCCUCCUCCAAACCACUACCCAUCUCCUCCACCAGCCAAGGCCACUUGCCCUACAGACACCCUUAAGUUGGGUGUGUGUGCCAACUUGCUCAAUGAUUUGGUGCACCUAGUCGUCGGAACCCCGGCGAAGACUCCUUGCUGCUCCCUCAUUGGGGGACUUGCUGAUCUUGAAGCUGCUAUUUGCCUUUGCACUGCCAUUAAAGCUAAUGCCUUGGGGAUUAAUCUUGAUGUUCCUGUUUCUUUGGGCUUGUUGCUGAAUUACUGUGGAAAGAAAGUCCCCACUGGCUUCCAAUGUGCUUAGAGCUGCUUUUGUUUAUUUCUCUCACAAUGUAUUGUAUUUACAAUAACUAAUUAUGGGUAUUGGAAUGAAUAAUUUCUUCAAAGGAAAAAAUGUAAGCAAUGUGUAAUGGGUUCUAUUGGAAGGGUUGAUCCCAUCACUAUAAGAAAAAUUAUUGUCUUGCAAUUUCCAUUUCUCA
This is a messenger RNA of Camellia sinensis, 701 nucleotides long. RefSeq names its product 14 kDa proline-rich protein DC2.15. NCBI's taxonomy places the organism in Eukaryota, Viridiplantae, Streptophyta, Magnoliopsida, Ericales, Theaceae. The record is from RefSeq and is a predicted model, not a curated record.